This is a messenger RNA of Pseudovirgaria hyperparasitica, 300 nucleotides long. RefSeq lists its product as uncharacterized. The transcript is spliced from 2 exons. NCBI's taxonomy places the organism in Eukaryota, Fungi, Ascomycota, Dothideomycetes, Acrospermales, Acrospermaceae. The record is from RefSeq and is a predicted model, not a curated record. Gene Ontology annotation, cellular component: extracellular region. Bases 1 to 300 code for a protein of 99 amino acids.
AUGUACAAAUCAACCUUCAUCACUCUCCUCGCUGCUAUUGCAACCAGUGUCACCGCUGCUCCUACGCAGAAUUCCCCUCGUCAAUUCGACCUUUGCGCCAACCUCCUCGACUCAUCGCCGCUAUGCUGCGAAGCCAGCGUUGGCGGUGUUCUCAACCUGACCUGCGACCCUCCAUCGUCCACUCCGUCGUCAAUUGAGGAUUUCGAGAGUAUCUGCGCUGCAUCGGGUACUGUGGCUUACUGCUGUGCCGCUCCCCUCCUUGGUGAUGCACUAAGCUGCUCGGCUCCUACUGCUGGGUAA